Molecule: messenger RNA, 1508 nt
Organism: Hypoxylon fragiforme
Lineage: Eukaryota; Fungi; Ascomycota; Sordariomycetes; Xylariales; Hypoxylaceae
Product: enoyl-hydratase
Exons: 1
Coding region: 353-1234 (293 amino acids)
Biological process (GO): fatty acid beta-oxidation
Cellular component (GO): mitochondrion
Molecular function (GO): enoyl-CoA hydratase activity
Source: RefSeq, a predicted model, not a curated record
GUAGUUACUAGGUCAGGUACAUAUGUGUAACUACCUACCUAUGUCAACAUGUAGUUCCUUCUCCACGAACAUUGAAGCUGCUUUGAUCUCAAAUAUACCUAGUACCUACCCAUAUGAUGAUACCUGGUACUACCUAUAUGGUAUUUAAGACACUUUGUUUCAAUCGAGUGGAUUUUAGUUCGUUAGUUAAUCAAUGUAACUACACUCAACCCCAAGUGAGAUUUCAUCCAACCAUAACCGCCGUCUAUCGUGUCUACUCGACUCACAUUCAUGGGCUGUCCAUUCAUUCAUUGAUGCAUUGCAUUCCGCACAACAUACCUUGAUCGAUAACUCCCAAAACAAAAGAUUCAAAAUGUCUUCUCCCAAUACAUCAACCUUCACCACACCCCCUCCAGAUGUCCUACACACCCUCAUCUCCUUUCCGAGCCCGCACAUCCUGCUCGUGACGCUCAACCGACCCAAACAACUCAACGCCAUCCCGCGCCCGCAGCACUUCGCCCUCGAGCGCCUGUGGGACUGGUACGACGCCGAGCCCUCGCUUCGGUGCGCCGUGUUCACCGGUGCCGGCCGCGCGUUCUGCGCCGGCGCCGAUCUGAAGGAGUGGAAUAGCGUCAACUCCUCUUCGACUUCGACUUCGACUUCGUCUUCGUCUUCGUCUUUGUCCUCUGCGCAGGAGGCUAGGUUCCCCCGCGGCGGCUUCGGCGGCAUGAGCAACCGGCCCGGCAAAAAGCUAAUCAUCGCCGCGGUCCACGGGACCUGCUUUGGCGGUGGCAUGGAGAUGGCGCUCAACUGCGACAUGGUGAUCGCCGCAGCCACGGCAAAGUUCGCGCUGCCAGAGGUCACGAUCGGCGUCAUCGCGCUCGCGGGCGCGCUACCCCGCCUCGUCCGCACCGUUGGCCGCCAGCGCGCAGCCGAGAUGGCGCUUGCCGGGAAGGCUUACGCGGCGAAGGAGAUGCAGGGCUGGGGGGUCGUGAACGAGGUCGUGGAGAAGGAGGGCGAUGUGCUGGAGGCGGCGCUGAACUGGGCGCGCAGGAUCGCGGCGAAUAGCCCCGAUGCGGUGGUAGUUAGUCGUGAGGGCUUGAAGCUGGGCUGGGAGGGGGUGGGCCCGGAGCAGUGCACCGAUUUGCUGAUUCGGGGGUGGUAUCCGCGGAUCGAGACGGGGCAGAAUGCGGUGGAGGGCGUGAAGAGCUUUGUGGAGAGACGGAAACCGGUUUGGGUGGAUAGUAAGCUAUAGUGGCUGGCUGGGCUGGUGGCGUGGUUACACAGUAACGGUCUGCUGUGCUAUGUGCCUGAGUUGUCUCUAUAUGAUAUAAAUGCGUUUGAUGUUGCAUGCUCCUCCCAUCAACUUUCCAUUUGACCCUCCAUAUAUGUCUUAGGCUCUCAGGAACAUUGAAUCGUAUCACGUCCUUCGUAUUAUGUAAAUCCAUCCUGUGCUGGCAGGCUAACCGUAGGCCUGAAUAUUAACAUCAAGAUGUAUAUCAAGAUGUAUAUCAAGAUGUACAGUACAU